AUGUCAGAACUGAUGAAGAAUCCAAGCAUGAUGGAAAAAGCACAAACUGAAGUUAGAGAAGCCUUCAAUGGAAAGACAACAAUUGAUCAAAUUGAUCUUAAAAAACGUAUUGUGAAUAUGUGGGCACUAGGGAGGGCUUCAGAAUAUUGGGAAGAAGCUGAGAAAUUUGAGCCAGAGAGAUUCAAUGAAAGUCCACUUGAUGUUAGUGGAAAUCAUUUUCAAUUCAUACCAUUUAGAGCUGGUAGAAGAAUUUGUCCAGACAUAAAUUUUAGUAUGGCAAGUAUGGAGUUAUAUCUAGCUCAGUUACUUUGCCAUUUUGAUUGGAAACUUGUGAAUGGAGUUGCUUCUCAACAACUCGAUAUGCCUGCCAUCUUUGGUAAUGUUGCAGAAGGGAAAAACAGUUUGUACUUGCUUGCUUCUCCAUUUGGUAAACAAGACGCACGUUGA
Solanum stenotomum is the source of this 447-nucleotide messenger RNA. Its product is annotated as cytochrome P450 71D6-like. Gene Ontology annotation, molecular function: monooxygenase activity; heme binding; iron ion binding. The record is from RefSeq and is a predicted model, not a curated record. NCBI's taxonomy places the organism in Eukaryota, Viridiplantae, Streptophyta, Magnoliopsida, Solanales, Solanaceae. The coding region runs from base 1 to 447 and encodes 148 amino acids. The transcript has 2 exons.